AGGAACGAAAUUACUCCUACGGAACGCGAGGCGAAGGAACGUUUCCCUCACGGACCCGGCGUUCCGUCCCCUCAGGGACACUCACGACGCUUCCGGUCGGUUGUGAGAGAGAAGUUUUGGAUCCCGGCUGGGGCUUCCCUGAGGCAACGGCUUGUGAGGGAGUCCUUUUUCGAGAAAGCCGGUCAAAAAACUGAGGGGAAAAACGAGAGGAAAGCCCCGCCGCCAUCAUGUUUUCCUUCAACAUGUUCGAUCAUCCUAUCCCACGAGUCUUUCAGAACCGCUUCUCCACGCAAUACCGCUGCUUCUCGGUGUCCAUGCUUGCUGGCCCUAAUGACAGGUCAGAUGUGGAAAAAGGCGGGAAGAUAAUUAUGCCACCCUCUGCUUUGGAUCAACUCAGCCGACUUAAUAUCACCUAUCCUAUGUUGUUUAAACUAACAAAUAAAAAUUCAGACCGUAUGACUCACUGCGGUGUGCUCGAGUUUGUGGCUGACGAGGGGAUUUGUUACCUUCCACAUUGGAUGAUGCAAAACUUGCUUCUAGAGGAAGGGGGCCUGGUGCAAGUCGAGAGCGUAAACCUUCAGGUAGCGACGUACUCAAAGUUCCAGCCCCAGAGUCCGGACUUCCUCGAUAUCACCAACCCCAAAGCUGUAUUAGAAAACGCCCUGAGGAAUUUUGCUUGUCUAACCACCGGAGAUGUUAUUGCCAUCAACUACAAUGAAAAGAUUUACGAGCUGCGAGUGAUGGAGACAAAACCUGACAAAGCUGUGUCCAUCAUCGAGUGUGACAUGAAUGUAGAUUUUGAUGCACCUUUGGGUUACAAAGAACCAGAAAGACAGGCACAGCAUGAAGAGCCCACAGAUGUAGAAGCAGACCACAGCGGCUACGUUAGUGACCUGGGAUUCCGUGCAUUUUCAGGAUCUGGGAACAGGCUGGAUGGGAAAAAGAAAGGCGUUGAACCAAGUCCUUCUCCAAUUAAACCAGGAGACAUUCGAAGAGGGAUUCCUAACUAUGACUUCAAAAUUGGCAAGAUCACAUUCAUCAGGAAUUCACGGCCACUGGUCAAAAAAACAGAGGAGGAUGAUUCCGGAAGCCGCUUCAUUGCAUUUUCAGGAGAAGGCCAGUCUCUUCGCAAGAAAGGAAGAAAACCUUAAAUCCUGGAUCCCCUGGCUGAGAGACAAUAAAAUAAUGCUGCGGCGUCUCUGACA
This is a messenger RNA of Pogona vitticeps (central bearded dragon), 1205 nucleotides long. It is a transcript of the gene UFD1, whose product is annotated as ubiquitin recognition factor in ER associated degradation 1. Gene Ontology annotation, cellular component: VCP-NPL4-UFD1 AAA ATPase complex. The record is from RefSeq and is a predicted model, not a curated record. Gene Ontology annotation, biological process: ubiquitin-dependent protein catabolic process; ERAD pathway. Gene Ontology annotation, molecular function: polyubiquitin modification-dependent protein binding. NCBI's taxonomy places the organism in Eukaryota, Metazoa, Chordata, Lepidosauria, Squamata, Agamidae.